AUGGAGACGAUGAAAGAACUGGUAGCUGUUCAGAAGCCUUUGUUACUUCAGUCGGGAAACUUUGGUCAUUGGAAGGCUCGAAUGCGACACAUCAUCCGAGGCAUUGAUGAAGAUGCAUGGACGGCAGUGGAACAGGAUUGGACUGCUCCAACUGUAGUGUCUGAGGAUAAGGAAGGAAAUAAGAUCACCAUCGAUAAACCUAAGAACCAAUGGACUGAGACUGAGAAGAGUUUGUCGAAAUUCAACUCAAAGGCCAUGUCUGCGAUCUUUGCCGCAGUGGACCUUGAUGAAUUCGGGAUUAUUCAAGGUUGUGAAUCAGCAAAAGAGGCGUGGGAUACCUGCUUUACCACAAAACUGAACACCAUAGCAAAUGAGUCAGCAGUGUUAGGGAAGAAAUUCAAGGACAAGAAACUCGUGAAGAAGUUACUUAGAUGUCUGCCUCCCAAGUUUGCUGCUCACAAGGCUGUAGUGAAGUAUUCGAUGGACACUGACACCAUGAAGUUUGAGAAACUUGUUGGUCUUCUCAAGGCUGAGGAAAUGGAAGCCAAUGCUGAUCAGAAAACCUCUCAGAAAAGUAUUGCGUUCACGGCUGCAGAUGAAAAAGAUAGAAUGAGCCAAUGUGAGGAAAAUCUCAGUCUGCUAGCCAGAAACUUCAACAAAAUGCUGAAAAAGGUUGAGAAAGGUCACAACAAGUUUACAAAGUUUCCAAGAAAUGAAGGGGAAAAAGGUAGCUAUCGGAACACAAGAACCGAAGGUGAUAGGGGAGGAAGAAAACGAGAUCUUCAAUGUCACGAAUGUGAAGGAUUUGGCCACUUCAGGAGUGACUGUCCUCUGACGAAACGAAAAAAGUUGAAAUGUCCUGAGUGUAAAGGGUUUGGUCACACAAAAAGUGAGUGUCCAAAUGCUCUGAAGUCUAAAGACAAGUCUAUGAUUGUCUUUGAAGAUUCCGAAUCUGAGGACGAAGAGGAAGAUAACGAGAAUCUGAUGCUGAAUUUUGUUGCCUUUACUGCUGAAGGGAAGGAACAGGCUCAAACACCAACAACUGAAACAGAUUCGGAGUCAGAUGAAGAGGAAAUUGACCCAAAGGUUGAGUAUCGAAAACUGUAUGAUAACUGGGUAAAAAUCAGCACUGAAAAUCUGCAACUGAUCAAGGAGAAAGCUCUUAUGAAAGCUCAGAUUAACAUCCUUGAAAUGGAACAAGGGACUACCAAUACAGAGAAAGAACAGUGUGUAACACAAGUGUUGGAAGAUGCAGAUGCUGGAGUUGACAAGAUCAAAGAAGAACUCAUGGCAGAGCAAAAGAAAAGACGUGAAUUGGAAGAAAAACUGGACAACCUGAGGGAAGUGUGUUAUCAGGAGAAAGAAAGGGCAAGAACGUUGCAAGGUGAACUGAUUGAGAAUCAUAAACGGAUCAGGAUGCUCAACACUGGUGCAGAGAAGCUAGAUCAGAUACUCUCCUCAGGCCAACCGCCAAAGAAGAACUGGGGUCUCGGGUACACUGGAGGUUUUCAUGUCGGAGAAACCUCAUCUGUCUCUGGAACCCUACAGGGUUUUGUCCACGGUGGUAUUUCAGUCGGCGAGCUUUCUACACGACCUGCACCACUGAAAGAAGCAGUUGAACAAUGCAAUCCUAAGAAAAAUCUUCAGACUGUGUCGACAGACCAACCAAAACCUGAUAAACGGAGAAAAGGAGUCUGUUUCUUAUGUGACAAACGAGGCCACAAGAAGAGGAACUGUUACAAAUUUUGGAGUAAAAUAAAACAGGCCUGGAAACGCCAUCUAUGCUAUCCUGAACCCAGAUUCUAUGGCAAGGUGUGGGUUGCAAAGAAUCUCCUCUAUGACUUGCCCUCACAAGGUGAAGUAGCUGAACCGGACUUAGCUGAAGUGAAUCUUGUCUGCAAUCUUGCUCACAUAGGUCCUGAAGUACCCGAAGUUGUGAGCAAUGUAGCCUAUACCUCAUCCCAAGUGGAAGUUGCUAAGGCAUGGUACUUUGACAGUGGAUGCUCACGGCACAUGACUGGGAAUCAUGACUACUUUAACAAGAUAAAACGUAUCAACGGUGGUCAAGUAACCUUUGGUGACGGAGGUCAAGGGAAGAUUCUUGGAGUUGGGAGCCUACUGGAGGAAAGCCAACCAAAUUUGAUUAACGUUUACUAUGUUGAAGGCUUGAAAGCUAAUUUGAUUAGUGUAAGUCAGCUAUGUGACGAGGGGCUGAAAGUGAUCUUCACCAGGUUUGAUCGCAAGGCGGUAGAUGAGAAUGGGAACACUGUGCUAUUCGGAGUGAGAUCAGGCAACAACUGUUAUAUGUGGUGUGUGUCGGACCAAUGCUUUUCAGCAAAAGAAUCACAACUUGACUUAUGGCAUAAGCGUAUCGGUCACAUGAACACCCGAGGAUUAAGCAAGCUAGCGAAGGCGGAAGUAGUUCGUGGGAUUCCAUCCUUGGAGGCUUCAACAGACACCGUGUGUGAAACAGAAGGGAAAGCAACAGAGAGCUUCAAGAUACUUGCUUUGCAGCUUAAAACUGAGAAAGGACCGAUCAUUCAGAUUAGAAGUGAUCAUGGUGGGGAAUUCCGAAACGAUGUGUUUGAAAAGUUAUGCCAAAGCCAAGGGAUCAGACAUCAGUACUCUGCUCCAAGGACACCUCAGCAAAAUGGUGUUGUGGAGAGGAAAAAUCGAACCUUGCAAGAAAUGGCUAGAGCGAUGCUACAUGGAAACAAGGUAUCUCCACGGUUCUGGGCAGAAGCUAUCAAUACCGCAUGCUAUAUCAUCAACCGCGUCUAUGUCAAACAUGGUACCAAGACCACACCCUAUGAGAUCUGGAAUGGGAAAACUCCAAACCGCAGUUACUUUCACAUCUUUGGUUGUGUGUGUUAUAUCCUGAACGACAAAGACAACCUUGGGAAAUUUGAUUCAAGAAGUAACACUGGCAUUUUUCUUGGAUACGCUACCAACAGCAGAGCGUUUCGGGUGUACAACUAUCGGACGAAGACCAUUGGUGAAAAUAUCAAUGUGGUCUUUGAUGAUAAUAGCCAAUGCACUCUUGAAGAGAUCAUUUCGGACGAUGUGUGUCACACAGACAUAAGGAACACAACUCCUGCCUCUGAGUCAAAUGAAAGUAUAACUGAGCAUGAAGAUCAAAUCCACGACAAAGACGAUCAAGGCUGUGACCGCCAAGUUGAGGUUCAUAGAAAUCACUCAGCCUCAGAUCUGAUUGGAGACCUUCACGGUGAGAGAAUCACGAGGAAAAAACAGAUAGACUUCAAAGCCAUGGUCAAAUUGGCAUGCUUCAUCUCGUUCACAGAGCCUAUGACCAUUGCUCAAGCACUGCAGGAUGAGUUCUGGGUAGCUUCCUGCCAUGAAGAACUUGAGCAAUUUGUUCGGUUGGAUGUAUGGGAUCUUGUUCCUCCUCCAGACAAUGUCAAUGUCGUAGGGACAAAGUGGAUUUUCAAAAACAAAACCGAUGAAGAAGGAAAUGUGAUUCCAUGUAAAAUGAACAUCAUGUUUUACCAAAUGGACGUCAAGAGUGCCUUUCUGAAUGGGAUCCUUCAAGAAGAAGUUUAUGUUGCACAGCCUAAGGGAUUCGAAGAUCCAGCCUUUCCUAAUCAUGCUGGGUUCACGCGAGGUGGUGUUGAUAAAACCCUGUUUGUUCAGAGUGCAAAGCAGGACAUCUUGAUUGUCCAAAUAUAUGUUGAUGACAUAAUCUUUGGAGCUACUCAUCAGAACUUGGUUAAUCAGUUUGUGACAACGAUGACUACUGAGUUUCAAAUGAGCAUGGUGGGGGAACUAAAUUACUUUCUGGGACUACAGAUCAAACAGACCUCAGAAGGAAUUUUUGUUUCUCAAAGCACCUACGCCAAGAAUUUGGUAAAACGGUUCGACAUGCAAACCAGCCGGGUUGCCAACACUCCCAUGAGCACCACCAGAAAACUGUCCAGAGAUGAUGACGGACCCAAGAUUGGACAGGGUGUUUGGAUGAUCAAAAGAGCACCUCAGGCGGCUGUUUCUUCCUUGGCAAUAAUGUGUCCUGGCACAGCAAAAAGCAGAAAUGUGUUUCGCUGUCAACAGCAGAGGCAGAAUACGUAG
Molecule: messenger RNA, 4083 nt
Organism: Eutrema salsugineum
Lineage: Eukaryota; Viridiplantae; Streptophyta; Magnoliopsida; Brassicales; Brassicaceae
Exons: 6
Coding region: 1-4083 (1360 amino acids)
Biological process (GO): DNA integration
Molecular function (GO): zinc ion binding; nucleic acid binding
Source: RefSeq, a predicted model, not a curated record